Molecule: messenger RNA, 2558 nt
Organism: Eublepharis macularius
Lineage: Eukaryota; Metazoa; Chordata; Lepidosauria; Squamata; Eublepharidae
Gene: F12
Product: coagulation factor XII
Exons: 14
Coding region: 53-1807 (584 amino acids)
Biological process (GO): blood coagulation; zymogen activation
Cellular component (GO): rough endoplasmic reticulum
Molecular function (GO): serine-type endopeptidase activity; calcium ion binding
Source: RefSeq, a predicted model, not a curated record
UGCCUGGAACAGAACACAAACCUCACCGCUUCAUCCUUGCCCAGGCACUGCCAUGAGAUCCCUGCUGCUGCUGGUGGCGGUGGCGGUUCUGAGCCCAGUGGAGCCAUUCCCGACUUUACGUGGGAAUCAACACCACAAGAAGCAUGGCGAAAUGGUUCCCAAUGAGGAGCCUUGCCAUUUUCCUUUUCGCUACCGACGUGAAAUGCACCAUUCCUGUGUCCCAGGCAGCAUUGCUGGCCCUCAACCCUGGUGUGCCACCACAGAGAACUUUGACCGAGACCAACAAUGGAGGUACUGUGAGAAAGAGCAGAGGCCAAGAGGACACUGUGACCCUAACCCAUGCCGAAACGGUGCUAACUGUGAAGCUCGGCGGUCUGGGUUCCACUGCAGCUGUAAUCCUGGUUUCUAUGGGAAACACUGUGAGAAAGAAAGCUGCUUUGAAUCUCCGGGGCGCCUUCACAUUGGUGAGAAGGAGACCUGGCUGCGGUUUCAGCCUGCUGGGCUGGAGGAGUGCCAUUGUACUGGAAAGAAGAAGAUGGGUUGCAAGCCUGUGCAUGGAAGGGCAUGUGCAGACAACCCUUGUUUGAAUGGAGGCCACUGCAUAGUGCUGAAGCAAGACUGGGUCUGCAGCUGUCCUGGGAGGUUUUCUGGACCACUUUGUGACAUAGAUCACUCUCACACCUGCUACAGUGGGAAUGGGCACCUGUACCGAGGUAUGGCUCAAAGCACUCUCUCAGGGGAGCCCUGCCUGCCUUGGGACUCUCCCAUUCUGUUUCAUGAGUUCUCCAGCAACACCGUGAACAAUGCUGUCAGCCUGGGUCUGGGGGCACAUGCAUUCUGCAGAAACCCUGAUAAUGACAGCCAGCCAUGGUGUUACGUGCUGCAAGGGAAGCAGCUCACCUGGGGAUUCUGCAAUGUCACCCAUUGUCAUCCCCACACUAACACAGAUAGUGAGACCACAAUGAACGUGGGACAGGAUAUGGAACCCGUGACAGAGUCCCCAGUCAGAACCAAUGGUACCCAGUCUGGUGCUGGCUCAGUUCCAGGAUGUGGGCAACGCUAUACAAAGACAUCCUCCCAGAGAAGUCGUGUGGUGGGGGGCAUGGUAGCCCUUUCUGAUGCCCAUCCGUACAUGGCAGCCAUGUAUGUGGGGGAGCAGUUCUGUGGAGGGAGCCUUAUUGCAUCCUGCUGGGUCCUGACUGCUGCACAUUGUCUGGAGAGAAGGCCAGAUGUCUCCCAGAUCUCAGUUGUGCUGGGCCAGGCCCUCUACAACAUCACCACCAAAGGCUCCAUGAAAUUUCAAGUACAGGCGUAUCAACUGCAUGAGAACUACUCUGAGAUCAACAAGCACCAUGACAUUGCACUGGUGCAACUGAAGGAGAAUGUACCAGGACACUGUGCUGAGUUUUCACACUCCAUCUCACCUGUGUGCCUGCCUGGUUCCAUGGAGAUAUAUGAUGGCAAUCGGUGUCAGACUGCAGGUUGGGGACAUCUGUAUGAAGGAGCUGACAAGCUUUCAGUGUAUCUGCAGGAGGCAGAUGUGCCUAUCAUUCCUCAUGAGCAGUGCCAAUCCCGCGAGGUACAUGGGACUCGUGUUACAUCAAAAAUGCUGUGUGCUGGGUACCUGGAUGGACGAAGUGAUGCUUGCCAGGGAGAUUCUGGUGGGCCCCUCGUGUGUGAUGAACAGAAUAGCGCAAUCCUACGUGGCAUUGUCAGCUGGGGCACAGGCUGUGCACAGAAGAACAAGCCUGGAGUCUACACUAACGUUGCUCACUACCUCAACUGGAUCCAAAGCAAGAUGCACUAGCAAAUCAGAGUGCAAACACACAGAGUAGGCUAGACAAUGGGUACUAUACCGUCCAAAAGAUGUCAGUCCUAUGCGUUAACAUAAAAAUAAAUCUCAACCACCCAGCAAUAUGGCUAGGGGCCAUUGUCUUAUUUUGACACCACCUUUUCUGACAAAAUAGGAACAUACACUAGUGUUAUUUGGGAUUGAUUGAUUGAUUGGUUUUUCUCCUCCCACAACAAAACCAUGCCAGAAUGGCUGCUGAGGGCUGAACAUGAUGGAUCUCCACCAGUUUAUAAAAAGUAAAUUUAGAUCAGGGACAUUUCAAAAGAAGAGAUUUAACUCUCCAACUCAUACUUGACUUUGCUAAGCAAAACCAAGAGCCCUGCAAUAAGUAUUAAAGCGUGUUAAUUCUUCUCAUGCACUGGAAGAGCAAGUCCAUCUCUCCCCUUGCCCUUUCUUCUUCCAUGCCCUUAGUCUUCCACCCAGAGCACUAAUACAGCUGUUGCCAAUAAACCCCAUAUUCCUAUGCUCAGGAGAACAUCCUCUAUGCCAUACUUGAGAGAUGGAGAGAAAAAGAGCCUGAAUUGGAAUGCAUGAAUGAAUAGAGCCAUGGAAACUGAGGAUCCAUAUGGUAGAGCCCAUGGAAGCUCAACAGUGGUUAUAAGCAGAACAGCUUUUAGCAUGUGAGCACCAGGAGUACAAGAAUAACUCAAGAACUUGAGUGUUUAUGUACCAUUUGGAGGAGCUAAUAAAGGUAAGGGAGGAAGAA